AUCUCUUUCCACUGAAGCAUUAUGAGAGCUUCCCAUUUGGCCAGAUAGUAGUGCUGCCAUAGCAGCCAUUGUUUGGACCAUUAUUUUGGGGGUUUAAAUUAAAGAAUUGUUGAUAAUAGGAUUGCCUGUGAAGGCAGUACUGAUGAUGAACGUGGCUCAGGUGAAUGACGUAAUCCAGAGAUGGAGAGACACCCCAGAGGGAGGUUUGAAGUCAGAUGACUACCAGCAGUUCAAGAACAUUGGAUCUGCCUGUCUUGCUCAGGGUGAAAGUGCACAACUUCUGCAAUUCCUUCAGGAUGAGAGAAACCAGGGAUUAGUAAAGUCUAUGGGUUGUGGCCUCUUGGCACCUCUUGCAAGUGAGGUCAUUAGAAAGGAGAAGAGUCUCAAUCACUGUCAGGCUGCUAUUGCACACCUGACCAAGACCUGCAACCCAAAGGAGCUCCUGCAUGGUUUCCUUCAACUGAUUGAGGACAUUGAUCCGGGAGCCAUUGCUGACACCAUUAUAGCUCUUGCUCCACACCUUCAAACAGUGCUACUUCGGAUGGAAGAGGAAAAAGCAGCCCCUUUGGGAAUGGCACUAUCUGCCCUGCAGAAGCAGAUGUCCCGACUGCCUGUGCCUUACACCCAGCAGCAGGAGGCAGCUGACGAGUUUGGCCUGUGUCGCUGCUGCACUGCCUUAGCUGCAUUUAUGGAGCCAUUUGUGGAGGAAGUGAAGAGGAAAGAUGGAAAUGGUGAUAACACUGCUGCAGAUAAGGAGCUGAAGACUGAGCUUCUAAAGUUCUGCAUGAGGUGCUUGAGAGAGCCUCUCCUUCAGGCCCAACUGGACCGAGGGAGAAAAUCACCACUGUGGGUCUUUGCAACAGAAAUACUGGUCACCCUGCCUGCAAUUCAGGAGCCCCUUCCAGAUCUCCUGUUCUACAAACCUCUGAAGAAAAGCAUCCUGAUCGACAAUCAUCAAUCCACGGAGUCAAGGGCAUGUUUGGCUUACCUGAUCUUUGUCCAGCUCAUCACAAUCGAGCGGUUUCCGGCCAUAUUCAGCCCUGUGUUUGUUCUUCAGUGCAACAUGGAGUACAUAAAUAUCUUGCUCAGUAGAAAAAAUGAGUCAUGCUUGCUCAAAGGACUGGCACUAUUUUCAAAAAGCCUGGAGAAUGUGCAGGACAACAGCCUUCCAGUGGCUCUGCUCGAACUGAGGACCUUCUACAGCGCACCACAGAACUUGAGAAAAGUCCUCACUGACUGCCCGAUGCAACAUUUAAGAGAAACAGGACUGCAGGUUUUCCAACUCUUCAUAAAUAAAUUAGAUGCUGAAGCAAAGCACAAGUUCUUCAGGUGCAUGUUAAAAACCAGCAACCAUUCAGGGGUAGAAGGUUAUAUAGUAAAAAACAUCAAGAAUCAAGUAGAAUUUUCCACUAAGCCAGGUAAUCGCAAUGAAUGGUUCCUGGGAGUCGAGUUUCCCCCACUGCUGGGACUGGCGCUGUGUUUGCCACAAGGUGCUGAGACUGAUCUGCUGCACAGUAUGGACAGGAUAAUGGAGUCUCUCAAUCUCCUACGUUAUGUACUUCUUAGAGACAAAGAACUGCGGAGCAGUAGAGACGUGUGGGCAGAGCUAUGCAGGAUCAAAGACAAAUACCUAAAAACGCUGCGUGUGUGUAUCAGCAUGUCAAGAUCAUAUUAUUCAUCUGAACUAAAGGCACUGUGGGAAGAUCAAAAGCAAAAAGCAAGGGAAGCCAGAGCUGCAGCGAGCUCAACCAGACUAGUGAAAAGUAUAACAGUAAAACAUGAAAAAGUAUCUAACAUGUCUCCAGAGGUCCAGCACCAGGUACUCCAGAGUGCUUUGGUGACAUUUGACCUGAUGGAGAGUCUUAUUGUCCGCAUUGAAGAGAUAACCGAAGAAAAGGAAGGGACACAAGAUUAAACUAUUGCUCAGCUGUUGUAUUAAAAUAAUCUUUUAGACUUGUUAUUUCACAGCAAAUGCUUCUUUUUAAUUAUUUGUUUGGCAAAUGAAUAAACACAAAAUGCAUAAGAAA
This is a messenger RNA of Myripristis murdjan (pinecone soldierfish), 2027 nucleotides long. It is a transcript of the gene glmnb, whose product is annotated as glomulin, FKBP associated protein b. The record is from RefSeq and is a predicted model, not a curated record. Gene Ontology annotation, cellular component: cytoplasm. Gene Ontology annotation, molecular function: ubiquitin-protein transferase inhibitor activity. Bases 143 to 1915 code for a protein of 590 amino acids. Lineage: Eukaryota; Metazoa; Chordata; Actinopteri; Holocentriformes; Holocentridae. The transcript is spliced from 18 exons.